This is a messenger RNA of Dentiscutata erythropus, 435 nucleotides long. The record is from the annotation of a GenBank genome assembly. Lineage: Eukaryota; Fungi; Glomeromycota; Glomeromycetes; Diversisporales; Gigasporaceae.
AUGUCUUAUCCAAAUACUUGUACUUUUCCAGGAAUUGAUAAUUUUCAUGAAUGGGCGUGGCCUCAAGAUGAUGACAUAGGAUAUAUAUAUGCGAGAACAUUACCUGGGAUCAGAGAGUGGAAAAAAUGGUCACCUGCGCAAGUUAUGAAAAUUACCAAAAAUCACAAUCUAGAUAAGAAAUUAAGUCUACUUAAAACAAUGUUCCAUACUGGUACCGCAAAUCCACAGCAAAAAAUGUCUGCUCAACAAAUGCAUAAAGAGCUUAUUCUACGUGCAGCACAUGGCGAAAUUGAAACUGAUAAUAUUCCUAAAAUUACGACUAUAGCAAACUGGAUUAGUGGGUUCUACAAAAAAUGGAAAGCUGCAAUGGCUAUGCGUUCUAUAGAAGAAGCAGAAACCUCAAGAGCUUCUAAUAUGUCUAGUUUUUCAAAAUAA